AGGGCAGCUGAUAUAGAGAUGCACAGUCAACGGAGCUCAUUGAGGCUCGCUACAAGUUUGAUGCGGGCCAAUGCGCAAAUCAGGAUGAAUGCGACCCAAUCAACCGGGACUGCAAGUGCAAAGCUGUCCGACAAUCCCUCGGAUGCAGAGGUGAAGCAGCUACCAGAACACACUAAGCUUCCUUGGAACGACUAUCUCCACCUUCGCAAGCAAAGACAUCGAGCGGAACUGGUCGCUUCUGUUCCAUCCGCUUUCUUUGGACUUGUUGGUGGAUUUUCAUACUUUGCUACCCUCGAGAUUGAUCCAUCGCAAUUGGUACUUGGGCUAGAUCCUCUGCUCGUAUAUGGAGGUGCGACAGUUGGAUGCGGGGCGCUUGGCUGGCUUCUAGGUCCCACGUUUGGCGCUGCCGGCUGGAAGUUAGUGCAUCGCAAGAAGCAAAGUCUGAUUGAAGAACGAGAGAGAGAAUUUUACCAGCACAUCAAGCGGGUACGCCCGUCGCCUGCAAAGCAGAGCUUUAGCAAUCCGCUCCCAGAUUUCUACUGCGAAAAGGUUGGAAGUCUCCACGAGUACCGUCGCUGGCUGCGUGACAUUCGCAUUUUCAAGAGAAAAUCAGAGUACAAUCUCUAG
Messenger RNA from Protomyces lactucae-debilis, 627 nucleotides. RefSeq names its product mitochondrial import protein Pam17. Gene Ontology annotation, biological process: protein import into mitochondrial matrix. The transcript has a single exon. Lineage: Eukaryota; Fungi; Ascomycota; Taphrinomycetes; Taphrinales; Protomycetaceae. The coding region runs from base 19 to 627 and encodes 202 amino acids. Gene Ontology annotation, cellular component: PAM complex, Tim23 associated import motor. The record is from RefSeq and is a predicted model, not a curated record.